AGACUAGUGGAACCAGCAGUUCAAAAGGAAGAAGUUUUGCUGGGCGGAAAGUUCCAAAUACAAGUAAUGCCUCUGAAGAAUUAUAUACGGUGGAUGAAUUUGCAGCAAAAGCCCUCACAGGGAAGCUGACUACAGUUUUUCUUCCCAUUGUCUAUAUCAUUGUCUUUAUCAUUGGUUUGCCAAGCAAUGCCAUGGCCCUCUGGGUGUUUUUUUUCCGAACAAAGAAGAAGCAUCCAGCUGUAAUUUAUAUGGUUAACUUGGCAUUGGCAGACCUUCUUUUUGUUGUCUGGUUCCCGCUGAAGAUUGCAUAUCAUAUAAACGGCAAUAAUUGGCUUUUUGGUGAAGGUCUCUGCAAAGUACUUGUUGGAUUUUUCUAUGGGAAUAUGUACUGUUCUAUUCUCUUUAUGACAUGUCUCAGUGUGCAGCGGUAUUGGGUUGUAGUGAACCCCAUAGUGCAUUCAAGAAAGAAAUCUGAAAUUGCCUUGGGUGUCUCCCUUGCUAUCUGGACAGUGGUUUUGUUGGUUACCAUUCCAUUGUAUCUUGUUAAUCAGACAGUGUAUAUUUCAAAUCUUAACAUCACUACCUGCCAUGAUGUGUUGCCUGAAAAUGUUUUGGCUCAUGAUAUGUUCAAUUAUUUCCUCUCACUUGCAGUUGGACUCUUCUUAAUCCCAGCUCUCCUCACUGCUGUUGCUUACAUACUAAUGAUUAAGACUCUGAAUGCUUCCAUCUCAGAUGUAAGCACUGGGAAGAAACGAAAAAGAGCAAUCAAGCUCAUCAUUGCUGUCCUGUCCAUGUAUCUCAUCUGUUUUACACCUAGCAAUGUGCUGCUUGUUGUGCAUUAUUUGCUCCUCAAAACCUCCAGCCAGAGCUAUUUGUAUAUGUCAUACAUAACCACACUGUGUCUUUCUACGUUGAACAGUUGUAUUGAUCCAUUCAUCUAUUACUAUAUUUCAAAAGACUUCAGAGACAACCUUAAAAACGCUCUUCUUUGCCGAAGUGUGCGAACUACACGGAGGAUGCAAGUGUCUCUCACAUCAAGCAGAUACCCCAAGAAAUCAAGUUCUUACUCUACAAACUCAAAUGGGACCACUAAGUCAACCUACUGA
Molecule: messenger RNA, 1106 nt
Organism: Apaloderma vittatum (bar-tailed trogon)
Lineage: Eukaryota; Metazoa; Chordata; Aves; Trogoniformes; Trogonidae
Gene: F2RL1
Product: coagulation factor II (thrombin) receptor-like 1
Exons: 1
Biological process (GO): blood coagulation; phospholipase C-activating G protein-coupled receptor signaling pathway; thrombin-activated receptor signaling pathway
Cellular component (GO): membrane
Molecular function (GO): thrombin-activated receptor activity
Source: RefSeq, a predicted model, not a curated record